This is a messenger RNA of Pieris macdunnoughi, 582 nucleotides long. The record is from the annotation of a GenBank genome assembly. NCBI's taxonomy places the organism in Eukaryota, Metazoa, Arthropoda, Insecta, Lepidoptera, Pieridae.
AUGUCAUAUAGAGUAUUUUGUUUUUUUAGAGUCCCAACACACAAUAUCUUUGUAAGGGUUGGCACAAACAAACGCACUUCUGGUGGGAACUGGUACGGCGUACAUUCCAUCGUCAUUCACGAGAAUUUCAAUGCAAAUACAUUGAAGAAUGACAUCUCACUUCUAAAGAUUUUUAGUUCUAUAGAGUUUGAUACUAACAUUCAACCAAUAAAGCUACCAACGAGUAAUAUAGGCCCUGGAGUAAUGUGCAAACUUACGGGAUGGGGUAAGACUGAUUCACAGGCAGCUCCUGAAAACCUUCAAGUGGUCUAUAAUUUAACUACAAUAUCUGUGGAAGAGUGCAAUAACAGGCUUGAUAACGUGUCUGAGAAAUUUCUUCCAAUCAUUGACAAACAGCUUUGCACAUUAAAUAAGGAAGGAAUGGGCUCGUGUCAAGGAGACUCUGGUGGACCCCUCAUUAGUGAUGGUGUACAAGUUGGCAUCGUCUCUUGGGGUGUUCCUUGUGCCAAGGGGAGACCUGAUGUUUUAACAAGAGUAUACUAUUACGUGGAAUGGAUAAAUAAUUACAUUUCAAAUGAAUAG